CUGCGCAAGCUCAAGCUCAAGCUCCGGCGCCCACCCGCAGAAAUGGCGGGCAUUGAGCAGUUGGAGAUCCAUAGCAAGUCUUACAUCGUUCGUUGGGUCAAAGUCGACGAAGGCCACACCAUAUCCUGGAGCGUUCAACCGCACAAGAAGUCCAUCAACUUUGGCAUUGUCAAGCACCCGGGCACCGGCGCCACCGGCCUGAUUUCGAGCCAGAAUGACGAUACCGCGACCUCCGGCACACUCACCUCCGGCGUAGCCGAACCUAAGGGACGUUUUGGCAAGCGGGAUACGAGUACCGCCCAAGAGCAGCUUGCCAGCAAAGGCUUCAUACCAGUAAAAUGGCACGGAAAAUGCGAUGCCGACAAGGUCUCGACCGGUACUUGGGAUGUGCUGCCGGGCCAAGGAGGAAUGUUCGGCCUGGUGUUCGACAACACCUUUUCCAAGCAGAUAUCUAAGACGGCAACCUUCGUUCUCCUGACCUACCCGACCGGCGCGCCGCCGCAGACCACCGCCCACGCUUUCCCGAACCUUCAAGCUGCGAACGCGAGCGCCAGCAGAACGAGCUUGCCCCAGGUCACAACCGUCAACUCUGCCUCUCAGGAUAGCCUCCACAGCCAUGUGGCUGGUGGAGUUCGACCGACAUCUGCUUCGGGACGCAGCGAAAACGCCAACUAUCAUACCGGUAUAUUGCACAAGAGAAGGAGAAAGAAGGGCCAAGGAUAUGCGCGCAGAUUCUUCUCGCUCGACUAUUCGUCUUGCACGCUAUCCUACUACUACAAUCGCAAUUCGUCUGCGCUACGUGGCGCCAUCCCUCUGAGUCUGGCAGCUAUCGCAGCCGAUGAGCGUCGCAGGGAAAUUAAUAUUGACUCGGGCGCUGAAAUCUGGCAUCUGCGCGCAUCCAAUGCCAAGGACUUCAACGAUUGGGCACGAGCUCUGGAAAAGGCUAGCCGUGCAGCGAGAGGUUUCGAGGCCGGUGAAGAUCAACCGAAGAACCUCAGGGCUCCUCCAUUGCGCGUGAACACCACCCACCUGAAGCCAACUGCGUCGAGCAUGGAGGAGGACCGUGAAUGGCAGCAAGUCGAGACACUCGUCAGUCGAGUGGUUGGAACAAGAGACGCGCUGCGUCGCCUGGUCAAGGACAUGUCGAGCCAGAGGCCUGUGAGCAUGGCUGCGUCGAGCUUCUUGUCUCCCAGUAGUGUGGGCGAGGAAAACGAGAGCUACUUCACCCCUCCGGCCGAGCAGCAAACCCAAAGGCGGCCUUUCUGGAGACGGAAGUCGAGCGCAGCUACUCCCACUCCCACUACUCCCCAGGCGCACCAGUCGUCCGCGGCAACUGCUCUGGCUGUUCCGGCUCCCGGUGGCGUGACAACGACUAUCACAUCGAACGGCCCGCGCCACGCCAAGUCGAAGUCGAAAGCUUCUAUUCACGAAGAGAAAAGCACGCAGGAGCAUUGCGCCUCGCUCCUUAGUGAUCUUGACUCAGUUGUUUCCGAGUUCACGACGCUGAUUGCCAACAGCAAGCGCCGACGAGCACCUGCUCCGUUGUCUGCUGCGCCGUCCCGCAGGAGUAUGGAGACUGCGUCAACAGACGAAUUCUUCGAUGCCGAGGCCGGUGAAACGAGUUCCCAGAUUGUCAAGAUUUCGCAAAGCGAGGACGAAAGCCCGGAUUCUGAACCAGAUGAGGGCAAUCUUACCGACUCAUCCUCGAUAUCUUCGGUGCCAGAGGAGGAUACGGGCGUCGCCGGUCAGGACGACUCCAGCUGUUACCCAGCAAAGCCCAAGAGCUUGUCGCCGCUACCUGUUGACAUCUCAGUGGACAGACGAACGAAGAUUCCGCCAGCCCUGGUCCAACCCCCGAGUCUCAUCGCUUUUGUGAGAAAGAACGUCGGCAAGGAUCUCAGCACUAUCAGUAUGCCCGUAUCCGCGAACGAGCCGAUCUCGCUCCUCCAACGAGUGGCGGAGCAACUGGAAUACGCCCAACUUCUCGACCAAGCUGCCCGGCAGAAAGAGUCCAAGGAUCGCCUACUCUACGUAACUGCGUUUGCGGUCUCCCAGUUCAGUAGCGGACGAGCCAAGGAACGCGCCAUCCGCAAGCCCUUCAAUCCUCUUCUUGGUGAGACGUUCGAGAUGCUCCGAACUGAGCAAGAAGUGCCAGGAGGGUUCCGUCUUGUCGUUGAAAAGGUCUGUCACCGCCCCGUCAGGCUCGCCAUGCAGGCCGACUCGGCCGACUGGUCUUUUAGUCAAUCGCCCGCUCCGUCGCAAAAGUUCUGGGGCAAGAGUGCCGAAAUCACAACCGAAGGUCGCGUCCGUGUUGCUCUUCGACUGCCCGACGGAACAGAUGAGCUUUACUCAUGGACACAUGCCACCAUGUUCUUGCGCAACGUGGUGAUGGGCGAGAAGUACGUUGAACCGGUCGGUGUCAUGCAGAUCUGCAACGAUUCUACAGGUGCCAAAGCCUCGGUUGAGUUCCGCAGCAAGGGAAUGUUUGGAGGACGAGGUGAGGAUGUGCAAGUGGAAACGUACGGACCGGAUGGUGUCCACACAGGAAGCAGUCUGUCAGGAACAUGGACCGGCGGCCUCCGAGUUGUCGAAGCUGGCAAGGCGGCAGGUCAGGAAAUCUGGCGCGUUGGCAAGCUUGUGGACAACGCCGCCAACACCUACGGCAUGACGACUUUUGCAGCAGCCCUCAACGAGGUCACGGAGAUCGAGAAGGGCAGGUUGCCUCCGACCGACAGCAGACUCAGGCCCGACCAGCGCCUGGCGGAGAAGGGAGAUUUGGAUCAAGCCGAAGAGUGGAAGGUCAAGCUUGAGGAGGCACAGCGAGCACGCCGCCGCGUCUUGGAAGAGAAGGGAGAAGAGCACAAGCCGAAGUGGUUUGUGAAGGCCGGACAGGGCCCAGAGGGCGAGGAGGUCUGGAAGUUGAGGACAGGCAAGGACUCAUACUGGGAGGAGAGGUCCAAGGGCACGUGGAGCGGGGUGGAGGACAUCUUUUCUGCUUAA
Colletotrichum karsti is the source of this 3000-nucleotide messenger RNA. Its product is annotated as oxysterol-binding protein. Gene Ontology annotation, molecular function: sterol binding. Lineage: Eukaryota; Fungi; Ascomycota; Sordariomycetes; Glomerellales; Glomerellaceae. Gene Ontology annotation, biological process: piecemeal microautophagy of the nucleus; exocytosis; ER to Golgi ceramide transport. Gene Ontology annotation, cellular component: plasma membrane; cytosol; perinuclear endoplasmic reticulum. The transcript has 3 exons. The record is from RefSeq and is a predicted model, not a curated record.